AUGCUUUGCUAUGAAACAGCAGCAACAGUUGCAGCAUUCUUCUGCAUCAUCUAUUUCUUCCAUCGGAGAUUCCCUCUCCUCACUGACUACCCCAUCAUCGGAAGGCUACCGGAGGUACUCUGCAAUCUGUGGCGCAUCCAUGAUUUUACAGUUCAGGUGCUCAAAUCACGUGGGGCCACUACUCAGCUCACUGCACCUUGGUUUACCAAUAUCAACUAUUUGGUCACUACCGACCCUCUCAACGUGCAUCAUGUCUUGACCAAGAAUUUCAACAACUAUGUCAAAGGACCAGAAUGUCGUGAGAUUUUAGAGGCUUUCGGACAUGGGAUAUUUGCUGCUGAUGAAGAAGCAUGGAAAUACAACAGGGAUCUCUUCCAUUCCCUCUUUAAACACAGAAGCUUCGAGGAGUUUCUGGAGAAAACCAUUCGGAAGAAGGUGCAGAAUAGUCUACUUGUCGUGUUGGAUCAUGUGCAACAACAAGGGAGCGUGGUGGAUCUUCAAGAUGUCUUCAGUCGCUUCACUUUCGAUAACAUAUGUUCUAUAGUUCUUGGAUACGACCCUAAUUGCCUUUCCCUUGAUUUUCCACAAGUUGCAAUCGAGAAGGCUUUUCAUGAAAUAGAGGAGUCCGUUUUCUACAGAAAUAUAUUGCCAAAGAGUCUUUGGAAGCUGCAGAAAUGGCUUCAGAUUGGUAAAGAGAAGAAGAUGACAGAAGCAUGCAUAACAAUUGAUGAGUUCAUAUAUUCAUGCAUAGCGUCUAAGAAAGAAGAUCUAAGCAGGUACGAGGAAAACGAAACGGGAGAAACUUUUCAUGUUGAUUUGUUAACAACUUUGAUGAGAGAAGGAAAGGGAAAAGGAGAAGCACAUGAAGAUAUAUUUCUAAGGGAUGCUGUGUUCAAUCUUUUUGUGGCUGGGAGAGAUACCUUAACUUCAGCUCUCACAUGGUUCUUUUGGCUUGUUGCUACAAACCCUUUAGUGGAAGACAAGAUUGUUGAAGAGAUGAAUGAAAAGCUUGGAAGCAAUGAGAAGACAGUUUUAAGUGCAGAGGAGGUGAAAAAGCUGGUUUAUCUACACGGUGCUAUAUGUGAAUCAUUGAGGCUGUUUCCUCCCAUACCCUUCCAACGCAAGGAAGCACUUAAAGCUGACGUGCUUCCUAGUGGUCAUGGUGUUAAUCCCAACACAGUUAUACUUUUUUGUUUGUAUUCAAUGGGGAGAUAUGAGGAAAUAUGGGGAAAAGAUUGCAUGGAGUUCAAGCCAGAAAGAUGGAUAUCAGAAAAAGGAGGUAAUGUUUAUGUACCAUCUUACAAAUUCAUUGCUUUCAAUGCAGGACCAAGAACUUGCUUGGGGAAAAACUCGUCCUUUGUUCAAAUGAAGAUGGUGGCAACUGCAAUUUUGCACAAGUAUCAUGUCGAAGUGGUGGAAGGUUGUAUUGUUAAGCCAAACCUUUCAAUCGUUCUUCUGAUGAAGGAUGGUUUAAAGGUUAAGAUAAGAAAAAGAGAAACUUAA
Messenger RNA from Vigna radiata var. radiata (mung bean), 1503 nucleotides. RefSeq names its product alkane hydroxylase MAH1-like. NCBI's taxonomy places the organism in Eukaryota, Viridiplantae, Streptophyta, Magnoliopsida, Fabales, Fabaceae. The record is from RefSeq and is a predicted model, not a curated record. Gene Ontology annotation, molecular function: oxidoreductase activity, acting on paired donors, with incorporation or reduction of molecular oxygen; heme binding; iron ion binding. Bases 1 to 1503 code for a protein of 500 amino acids. The transcript has a single exon.